Xyrauchen texanus (razorback sucker) is the source of this 2845-nucleotide messenger RNA. Its product is annotated as syntaxin-17-like. Gene Ontology annotation, molecular function: SNAP receptor activity; SNARE binding. Gene Ontology annotation, biological process: vesicle fusion; intracellular protein transport; exocytosis. The transcript is spliced from 8 exons. The record is from RefSeq and is a predicted model, not a curated record. Gene Ontology annotation, cellular component: endomembrane system; autophagosome membrane; plasma membrane. NCBI's taxonomy places the organism in Eukaryota, Metazoa, Chordata, Actinopteri, Cypriniformes, Catostomidae. Bases 180 to 1076 code for a protein of 298 amino acids.
UAGAGUUGCACACAGUUGAAAGCGAAAGAAUUGUUUGCACGCGCAAAGUUGGUCAGCUACAGAAAUCACCGAUAGUACGCGAUCUCUGUUUACUGUUUGCUCCGCACAGAUCAAGACUAUAAAUGAAUGGAUGUUUUAAGCCUGUGACCUUAUAAGAGAGGUCAGAAUUGACGGUCAUAAUGGAUGAUGAAGCUGGAAAGCUUCCACUUCGGCGCCUGGAGCCCCCCAUUCAGAAAUUCAUUAAAGUGGCAAUCCCCACUGACCUGGAGAGGCUUCAUCAUCACCAGCACAACAUAGAAAAGUUUCAGGGAAGCAGACAGUGGGACAAACUGCACCAAGAGCACAUUAACUCCAGCCGCACUGUCCAGCAGUUGCGAUCUAACCUGCGGGAGAUGGAGAAGUUAUGUUGGCUCGUACGCAGCACUGAUACUGCAGCUCUGGAGAAACUUGUUCAGCCAAUCAGAGAGCAAGCCUCAUCUGCAAUUCAAGAGUUCCUUAGGAUUCACUCAAAUGCUGUCAAUAGGCCCUGCUUCCAGGAAACUACCAGCACAGACUUACACACAGCCUCAGAUAAAUCACGCAGUGAUAGCGAUACAGGUGUCCCUGGUUCCCCUGUUACUCAAAUACAGCUGCUUCUGCCUGAAAUUCCUCCAGAACAGAAUGCUGCAGAAUCCUGGGAUUCUUUAGCAGAGGACAUGCUGGAGUUGAAUGGUUUAGUGAACGAGUUCUCCACCAUUGUUCAUGCUCAGCAGGAGAAGAUUGACAGCAUUGAGGCGAACGUUAGCAUAGCAGCCACUAAUGUGGAGGAGGGGACCCAGAGCCUGGGGAAGGCGGCCCGUUCGAAGCUGGCAGUUUUGCCGGUAGCAGCUGCUGUGGUAGGGGGAGUGCUUGGAGGGCCGCUGGGACUGUUAGCGGGGUUCAAAGUGGCAGGGGUGGUUGCCGCCGUUGGGGGUGGUAUACUUGGUUUUGCCGGGGGCAACCUGAUCCAGCGGAAAAGGAAAGAAAGAAUUGAGCUUCAGCUACAACAGCUUAACAGCGACAACAACAGUAAGAAUGAUCACAAACAUAUGCAAUAACACACACGCAACAAAGCACAUUUGUUUUUGUAGACUGAAAACCGAGGAGUUGCAGGCUAUGAGACGGCGGAUUCGGCGACCCACACACUCUCUGAAAAAGUUCAACAUACAAACAUAAACCAAAAACAUUACAACCACAGUUGCAGAGUAACUCCUACACGCAAUGCAAACAUGCAAAUUUGUGGCAACAUGCUACACCAAGUGGACUUGUUUGUUGUUCCUUAUAUUAAACUGCCUUAAAUCAUCUACCGUCUCUAUGCCAACUUUAAGAAGGCCUUAUUCCACCAUCUAAUCCAUUGGCAAACAGCUGUAUUUGACUGCUGUAGCUGUAAUGUGAAUGAUUAUAUGUGCUGUUAAUGGGGUGAAUAUUUACUGAAUAGAGGAUUUCCAGAGAUAACUGAUUGUAACUUUUAAAAGGUGAUGCGGCCCUGUUAAGCAAGGUUAUGUACAGCAUGAAUGGUAUUUGGUAACUGUUAUUGUAGCAUUUCAAUCAUAAUCCUUUAAACUACAUCUAUUCUGUAUUGUAACAAUGAUGGAUUUCUGUUUAAUUUUGUUAAUGGGUUAUGAUUGGUUAGAAAUGAAAUGUUGAUGCGAUGUAUAAUGUAGUCACAUUAUGAUGUAUCACAACACAAAUGUAUUAUUGGAGGCAAAGUGCAGCUCGAAAAGCCCAUUCAUUUCUAUACAAAAUGUAAUUCUCGAAUUGUAACAUCUAGUCUCCAUAGUCUUUGGAGCUCAUUGUGCCCAGUCCAUGGUGGUUGAAGAAAAGAAAUAAAAUCAUUUUCCAAUAAUUAUUUUGCCUUAAUCACUGUUUUUAUAUUUUGACAUACUGUAUAACAUAUUUCAGAUAUCUGAUAAUGUCUCAGGCAGCUUGAAAUAUUUUCAUUGUGUCAUAACACUUUAUCACUAUAAGCCACUAUAAUGGAUAAUCAGUAUACAAAUGAACUGAUUUGUUUCAUAAUUAUUUAUAUACCAUUAAAUCUAUAGUAAUGCUUAUAACUUAUGGCCUUCAUACAGGCAUUCAUUAACAUUAGUUAACAACAUUAGUUAACACUAACUAUAAUGAACAAUACUUUUAAAGCACUGAUUAAUCUUGGUUAAUGUUAUAUUAUUUAACAUAUAUUGACACAUUUUUAACAUUUAAAAGUUUAUGCACUAUGAGUAAACAAUAGCAUUUCCAUAAAUUAACAUUAACCAAUAUCAAUAAAUGCUGUAAAAAUAUAUUGUUAGUUCAUGAUACCGAAUGCCUUUACUAAUGUUAACAAAUAUAACCUUAUUGUAAAGUUAAAAUAAAUUAUGAUUGCGCCUUCAAGAAAAGAAUUGGCUUUUUGGGUUUUGUCAGUGCUCGUGGCAGAUAUACAGAUGAAUCCCAUAAAUUAUGUUUCAUAUAUGAUCUCGAAUUAUCUUUUUUUAGAAACUUGUAUAUCGUAAACUAGAUGUACAGUAUGUGUGAUUUAAUGUAUUAAUAAUUGAUACAGCGCAGGUUUAGAUAAAGUAUCCAUGCAAAUUGGGUUUGCUCUUGUCCAGGCUGCUCAUGCAUUUCAUGUCUUUCUCUGUACUGCUACUUGUGGGAUCAGGAAACGGGUGAUAGAUUUUGGUGAGGUUUCCCUGUAAGGCUUUGAAAACAGUGGCAUCUGAGGGGCAAAUCUAAUACUGAAAUCAAUGCACCGUGAGACCUCCUUCAGCACAAACAACAUUUGAAUGUUAUUUGAUUAAAGUCCUGAAGGACUAGCAGGAAAGCUGAACAAUAACCUUUUGUGCUUUAUUGAUCC